Penicillium vulpinum is the source of this 909-nucleotide messenger RNA. RefSeq names its product oxygenase MpaB family protein. The record is from RefSeq and is a predicted model, not a curated record. The transcript has a single exon. Lineage: Eukaryota; Fungi; Ascomycota; Eurotiomycetes; Eurotiales; Aspergillaceae. The coding region runs from base 1 to 909 and encodes 302 amino acids. Gene Ontology annotation, molecular function: oxidoreductase activity.
AUGUCUUUCCCUUCAUCUCCUGUCUCCCCAGUGGACGAUAAGCCCGUCGCAGACCUUCCAAGUGGUUCUGAUGCGACCGCAAGGAAUAUCACCAACGACUCAGGUCGUCUCCAUGCCCUGGAACAACUAGAGGUCCUCCCCAAAAUGCUCCAGGAAGGCAUCCUCUUCGCAGGAUCUGGCGCGACCCUGCUACUACAAGCUGCCAUGCCUGGAAUCCGCGAUUCGGGCGCCAACAACGGCGGCCACAAGGAGUUAGCCACUGAGCUCAUCGACGCUCUCCAGGCCAAUAUCAGCUACAUCUCCUGCUUGGUCUUCGGUACCCGUAACGAGCGCAAGAUUCUCGUCAAUCUCCUACAGGAUGGUAAGCCACCCCUGCUAGGUGGUGGUCACUCGAAUCGUUUUGCUGAGCAUCCACCGCUGCAGUUGUGGAUGGCAGCCACGUUGUACGCGACCGCAACCGAUUUCUAUCAGCGUGUCUAUGGCCGCGUUGAUUAUGCCAGCGCCCAGCGCGCAUACAGCGAGUUUUCCUUGCUCAUGAACUGCCUGGGUGUCCCUGCUAGUACCUGGCCGGAAUCCCGCCAGGCAUUCUGGUCUUAUUGGGAUGCUCAGGUCCCUCAGUUGACUGUCUCGGAGGAUGCGGCUCAGUUUGCCAAGGAUCUUCGAGAGAGUAAGGAUAUGCCGCGUUGGGUGCAGUCUAUGAAGCCUUUCUUGCGUGUGACUACAAUUGAAAUGCUGCCCCCGCGUCUGCGUGAUGCCUACGGUUUGCGCUCGACAGCUACCACUCGGGCCCUUUACCGCACCUGGAUGGGCUUCUCGGUCGCUCUUUAUCCGGCAAUGCCUAACAAAUGGCGAGCAUACCCUUUGAAGUUCUACCAGGAUCGGCUCAAGGAGAAAAUGGAUGUGUUUUAA